Molecule: messenger RNA, 2686 nt
Organism: Bemisia tabaci
Lineage: Eukaryota; Metazoa; Arthropoda; Insecta; Hemiptera; Aleyrodidae
Gene: Mcm5
Product: Minichromosome maintenance 5
Biological process (GO): DNA replication initiation; double-strand break repair via break-induced replication
Cellular component (GO): nucleus; MCM complex
Molecular function (GO): single-stranded DNA binding; ATP binding; single-stranded DNA helicase activity
Source: RefSeq, a predicted model, not a curated record
CUACAACUUGUUGCUUUUGUUUUCUUUUCUUUCUUCCCACGUUAUUUUGUUGUAUCAGGAAUUUAUUUAAAUUAUUAAUAAUUUUGAUCUCAUUUUAUUCAGUUAAUCCGUUUUCGUCUCUCAUUUACCGCUAUACUUUCCUCAGCUGUGUGAUAUAGUCCUGUCUUUAUCCUGAUUGUGUCGUCCCAAGCAAUCGACAUUCGCUUCCAACCAUGGAUUGUUUUGAUGAUGCUGGAGUCUUUUUCUCCGACAAUUUCGAUGAUAAUCAGAGCGGUGGACAAGUAAAUCUUCAGGGUAUCAAGAAAAAGUUUAAGGACUUCAUCAGGCAGUUCCAUGAAGGCAACUUUAGCUACAAAUACAGAGAUGCCCUGAAGAGAAAUUACAAUUUGCGGCGAUACUGGCUGGAUGUGAAUAUUGAAGAUAUUGCCCAUUUUGAUGAAAACCUUGCUGACAAACUAUACAAGCAACCAUCAGAAUUGGUGCCUGUGCUGGAAGAAGGGCUGAAAGAAGUUGCUGAUGAGGUGACAUCACCUCGCCCAGAAGGCGAAGAGGAUGUGGAAGACAUGCAGUUACUACUUUCAUCAAAUGAUGAAUGCAUAUCCAUGAGAGAAUUGAAGUCCAACAUUGUGUCGCAUUUGGUGCGUGUUCCUGGUAUAAUUGUCUCUGCGUCAGGAAUCAAAGCCAAAGCGUUGGAGAUCUCCCUUCAGUGCCGAUCAUGCCGCAACAUUAUCCCGAAUCUGAAUGUCAAACCUGGACUUGGUGGAUAUGUCAUGCCAAGGAAAUGUAACAUGGACCAAGCUGGUCGGCCAAAGUGUCCGCUCGAUCCUUACUUCAUAAUGCCUGACAAGUGUAAAUGUGUAGACUUUCAACUUUUGAAAAUGCAGGAACUGAACGAUUCCAUACCGCAAGGAGAAAUGCCUCGUCAUCUUCAGUUAUACGUCGAUCGAUAUUUGUGCGAGAGAGUUGUACCAGGCAACAGGGUCAUCAUCCAUGGUAUCUUGUCCAUCAAGAAAAUGGCACGACCCUCCAAGAGAGACAAAGGCAGUCAAAGAAGCAACGCCGGUGUUCAAGCGCCUUACCUUCACGUUCUUGGAAUUUACAUGGACUCUGAAAAGUCUGGUUUCAGCUCUUCCUCAAUUCCAAUCUCAACUGAAGAGGAGGAACUCUUCCGAAGAUUAGCAUCCUCUCCAAAUGUUUUCGACAGAAUCGCCAAAUCGAUCGCUCCUAGCAUUUUUGGUUUUGAAGAUAUCAAGAAAGCAAUUGCUUGCUUGUUGUUCGGGGGUUCAAGGAAACGGUUACCAGACGGUCUGACACGGCGUGGUGAUAUCAACGUUUUACUUCUUGGAGACCCUGGUACAGCCAAGUCCCAGCUCUUGAAGUUUGUGGAACGAGUGUCGCCCAUCGGAAUUUAUACAUCAGGCAAAGGAUCCUCAGCCGCUGGUCUCACUGCGUCAGUCACUAGGGAUCCUGCAACGCGUAAUUUUGUGAUGGAAGGAGGUGCCAUGGUCCUAGCAGAUGGCGGUGCUGUGUGCAUCGAUGAGUUCGAUAAAAUGAGAGAGGAUGAUCGUGUGGCUAUUCACGAAGCCAUGGAACAACAAACUAUUUCUAUUGCGAAAGCUGGAAUCACAACCACAUUAAACUCACGCUGCUCAGUUCUAGCAGCUGCUAACAGUGUUUACGGAAGAUGGGAUGACACCAAAGGCGAAGAGAACAUCGAUUUUCUCCCCACCAUUUUGUCACGUUUUGACAUGAUCUUCAUCGUGAAGGAUGAGCAUGAUGAAGCCAAAGACAUUAGGUUAGCCAAGCACAUCAUGAAUGUUCAUAAACAGACCAACAAGAAUUUAGAGGCAGCAGACUCUGACGAAGAACUGUCUUUAAAUCUGAUUAAGAAGUACAUCAAAUUCUGCCGCUUGACUUGUGGUCCGCGAUUAUCUGAAGCCGCAGCAGAGAAACUGAAGAACAGGUAUGUUCUACUGAGAGGUGGAAACAAAGACGCCAUGGACACAGCUGAAAAGAAACUAUCCAUCCCCAUCACUGUUAGGCAAUUAGAAGCCAUUGUCCGUAUCUCCGAGUCUUUAGCUAAGAUGCAAUUGCAGCCUUUCGCAACGGAAUCUCAUGUUGAUGAGGCUUUACGAUUGUUCCAUGUCUCUACAAUCAGCACGGCAAAUACUGGAACUCUUGCAGGAGCUGAAGGUUUCACAUCUGAGGAAGAUUAUGAAACCUUGUUGCGAAUUGAAAAGCAGUUGAAACGUAGAUUUCCAGUCGGUACGCAAGUAUCUGAAGUCAACAUUGUGAACGAUUUUCUAGACCAGAAAUAUCCUCUGUCAGCAAUCAAGAAAGUAAUUUACACAAUGAUCAGAAGAGGUGAGGUCCAGCACAGAAUGCAGCGUAAAAUGCUUUACCGUCUCCACUGAUUUGAUUCUUAUGAUCCUCGCCAUCUGACUGUGAUCGCAGUUGAUCCAUCACCGAAUAAUUAACCUGUACCUAUGUAAACUUUUUGUGUAUGAUUUCAUUAUUUUCUCUCUACAUUUUGAUUCCAUAUCUAUUUUUAAAAUUUUUAAAACCCCGAAUGUACCCUGCCAACUAUUUGUGUCUAGUUUUUAGUAUAUAAUCUACUGAUCGAUUCAGGAUACUUUUUAUUCCUUUUUAAAAAAUAAAAUGUCACCAUUUUCAAGUGAAUAGUAAA